Molecule: messenger RNA, 2499 nt
Organism: Chilo suppressalis (striped riceborer)
Lineage: Eukaryota; Metazoa; Arthropoda; Insecta; Lepidoptera; Crambidae
Source: the annotation of a GenBank genome assembly
AAAAAAACAGUUUCUGAACUAAACUGUCAGUGUCAGAAUCAGAAAACUGUCAAGAUCAGCAGUCAUAACAAAACGUCAUUUCAACUUGCAAAAAUCUUUUUUAGAAAAAAAUUUUGCUUCUUUAAUUAACGUUGUAGAUUAAGUGUAAUUUAAAUAUCCUUUAGUGAAAUUCAAUCAUUCCAGAUCAAUUUAGUGUUAGUCAUAGUUCAAUGAGGUCAUCACGCCGUGGUUAUCAUAAAACAAACUAGCGUUUCUACUCGGUCGGAUUCAGUAUUUAUUAGUAGCUGUUGCGAUACAGACGUGUCUUUAAAUUCUUCAGGAUGAAGUUCGCUGAGCACUUAAGUGCCCACAUAACACCUGAGUGGCGCAAACAAUACAUAAAUUAUGAGGAAAUGAAAGCAAUGUUAUACACAACAGUUGAAGAGGCACCAUCCGCUGAAAAUGUGGAGCCCGAGGUAUUGUCGCGCCACUUUGCGAACUUUGAUGAAACAUUUUUCCAUUACUGUGACCAGGAGCUCAAGAAAAUUAAUACCUUUUACUCAGAGAAAUUAGCAGAAGCCACUCGUAAAUUCGCAACACUAGAGAGUGAACUAAAAUCCCAUUUUGACACAAUGAAACCGAGAGGAGGUGGCGACAGUAAAAAGUUUCAGUUGCCCCGGCGGAAGGUUCAGGAGCUCAAGUUGGCCUUUAGCGAGUUCUAUCUUAGUCUAAUACUGUUGCAAAACUACCAGAACCUCAAUUAUACGGGAUUUAGGAAAAUACUGAAAAAACACGACAAGUUACUUAGCGUAAACAACGGCGCUCAAUGGCGGGCGGAACACGUGGAGACAUCUCACUUCUACACGAACAAAGACAUAGACAGACUGAUCAGCGACACCGAGGCGACGGUCACCAAUGAGCUGGAGGGCGGGGACAGACAGAAGGCCAUGAAGAAGCUCCGGGUGCCUCCAUUAGGCGAACAGCAGAGCCCGUGGACCACGUUCAAAGUGGGAUUGUUCUCGGGCUCUUUCAUUGUGCUACUUAUAACUGUGGUGCUUUCUGCUUUAUUCCACGAAGGUGCCACGGAAAACUUCAAAAUAGCAUUCAGACUGUACAGAGGACCAUUCCUAUUAGUUGAAUUCAUAUUUCUAAUCGGCAUCAAUGUGUACGGUUGGCGGUCUUCCGGAGUGAACCACGUUCUUAUUUUCGAGUUGGACCCUCGGAACCAUCUGUCGGAACAGCAUUUGAUGGAACUCGCAGCUAUAUUCGGAGUGGUAUGGGCGCUGAGUAUACUCAGCUUCAUAUACAGCGCUAGUUUGAGUAUACCGCCGUUUGUGAACCCACUAGCACUCGUGGUUAUAAUGCUGGCCUUCCUCAUGAACCCGCUAAAGGUUUUCAGACACGAAGCGAGGUUUUGGUUCCUGAGGAUAUGUGGUCGGAUACUUGCGGCGCCGUUCAUGCCGGUGUUGUUCGCUGACUUCUGGCUGGCUGACCAAUGGAACUCAUUCGCGAGCGCGUUCCUCGACUUCCACUACUUAGUGGCCUUCUACGUGGCCGGCGGCGACUGGUUCAAUGUUAAGGAUUCGUUCGAGACAACGCGGUGGUUCUUGGUGUCGCGCGCGCUCGUCAACAUAGUGCCGGCGUGGGCGCGGUUCUGGCAGUGCCUGCGCCGGUACCGUGACACCAGGGAGGCGUUCCCGCAUCUGGUCAACGCGGGAAAAUAUUCCACCACGUUCUUCGUGGUGCUGUUUGCGACUCUGAGGGUGACUUACAGCGAUCAGUACGCCGGCAACAGGUACGACAAUCCGUUCCUGUAUGCGUGGUUCGGUUGUCAGCUGAUCUCCUCUCUCUAUACUUACACGUGGGACGUGAAGAUGGACUGGGGCCUCUUCAGCUGUGGCCCCAACGCGGAAAACAAGUUCCUCAGGGAAGAGAUCGUUUAUAGUCCAGGGUUUUACUAUUUCGCCAUUGUGGAGGACUUCGUGCUUCGCUUCAUAUGGAUAGUUUCGUUCCUGUUGACUGAGAACGGGCUCAUCGGCGUCGAGACUAUGGUGUCCAUACUGUCGCCGCUUGAAGUCUUCAGACGGUUCAUCUGGAACUUCUUUCGGCUUGAGAACGAGCACCUCAACAACUGCGGUAAAUUCCGCGCCGUUAGAGACAUCUCCGUCGCGCCGCUCGAUUCCUCGGACCAGGCGGACAUUCUGCGCAUGAUGGACCACCCCGACGGAGUCGUCAAUAGACUGACAAAGAAGAAAAAUCUCAAAAAACCCAAAGAGAGCGACAGAAAGCCUCUGCUCAAAAAGGAGUCAAUCCAAGAGCUGCAACUGGAGCUGGAUCUAUCAACCAAGAUGCUGUGACGACCCGCCUUAGAAGCUAGUGGGAGGGGAGUCCCCCGCCAGCGAGUCUGCUCGAAUUAUCGUCAUAAAGUACAGAGUAGAUCAGGCCCCACUUCCCCCCUUACCCCACGACGCUGUGACCUCUGUGAUACGAUGCUCGGAGUAUUGUUACGAAUAUAUUUUU